Messenger RNA from Carya illinoinensis, 2169 nucleotides. Its product is annotated as UPF0481 protein At3g47200-like. Lineage: Eukaryota; Viridiplantae; Streptophyta; Magnoliopsida; Fagales; Juglandaceae. Bases 232 to 1707 code for a protein of 491 amino acids. The record is from RefSeq and is a predicted model, not a curated record. The transcript has a single exon.
UAUUUAUCAAACUCAAGUUUUCCAAAAGUGCUGUAUAUUCCAAACUUGCUAUGUUUCUCAAGUCAUGAAAAAUAUAGUUGCUUCAGGGAAUUGUAUGCAUUAGUUAUUCCGAGCUUUAUUAAGCUAACAUUCCCAAAUUUCUUGAACUAAGGUUUCCAAAAGUACUACUGCCAAAUUAAGAACUAUAGAACCUAGCAAUUAUCAGAUUGAAGUACUGCGUUGCUACUUGCAAUGGCCGAAUCGAAGCCUGUUGUUUCCAAAGUGGAGAUGCCUUUGAAGAGAGGUGUGAUCAGAAUAGAAGAUGGUGAAACAAGCCAAGGCCACGACAAACGUGUCAUUCCCAUUGAUCAGGAGGCACAGAAGCAGAGCGGUUCAAGCAGAGAGGAAAGGAUUAAAAUGUUUAAGGAGGAGAAUGGAGUCCGAAUAUCCAAAACACCAAAAAUACAGAAGGUUAUAUUCUUGCUCCGAGAUCACAAAGAAUUCGUCAAGUACUAUGAGCCAAGAGUGGUAUCAUUGGGUCCUAUCCAUCAUGGAAAUGAAAAGUACCAGCUUGCAGAGACGUUCAAGCGUAAACUGGCAAAAGUAUUUGUCGAUAGUAGCGGCAAGACUAUUGAAGAAAUAUGCAAAGCUGUUGAUGGGAAAAUUAAGGAACUCAGGGAGUGCUUCGAGGAGGAGGUGACGAAGAAGUAUAACGAUGUUGACCUCGCCUGGAUAUUGGUCAUCGACGGUUGCGCAAUCCUUCAAUACAUUGACCUGGCUAUUAAUGACAAGUUCAAAGAUUUUGGUAUAAAAAAUGACAGUGUAGCCUUUUGUCAACAGGAUUUGUUCUUGCUGGAGAACCAAGUUCCCUAUCGUCUCCUCGAGUUGUUGAUGAGCUCGAGCCCUAAGCCUGUGGAAGACGCGUUGAGGAAAUCGGUCGAAAAAUUCAUUAAAAGAAACCACCACAUGGUACUAAUGGACAAAAGUCCGGAUUCGGAAUCUGGGAAGCACCCGACCCAUCUUCUCGACCUUCUGAGGUCAAGUCUUCUGGGCAACGCAAAGGAAAAUGGAAAAACAGAAGGAAAUCUGCCGACAAACCAGGAAGCCAGGGUGAGGAGCUCAGAUUCGCAAUCGUGUCGCACCGUGCAGGAGAUUAAAGCAGCAGGAAUCCAUGUGAAGCGAAGUAAAGCUAAUUCCUUGAGAAACAUAUCUUUUAGUAGAAAACUGAACCGCCUCCUGGGAGUCCUCUCUCUUCCUCCGCUAAUAGUGGAUGACUCAACGGGGCCGAAGUUAUUGAACUUAAUAGCCCACGAAAUGUGUCUGGACUUCGAUAACGACUUCGGCAUCAGCUCUUACGUAUCUUUCCUCGAUUCACUCAUCGAUCAAGCCAACGACGUCAAGGAACUGCGGAAAGCACACGUUCUCUUCAACUUCCUCGGCAGCGACGAAGAAGUGGCUAAGCUCUUCAAUGAGAUAGGCACCGACUUGGUGCCUGACCUCGACGAAUAUAAGCACGUCAGGACUCAGAUUCAGGAAUACUACAACAAAAAAUGGGGGAAAUGGUUGGGCGAAUUUGUGCACAAUCAUUUCAGCAGCCCCUGGACGGUGCUUGCUUUUCUUGGCGCAUUACUCGCGCUUGCUCUGAGUGCCACUCAGACUUGGUACGCAGUGGAUUCUCCCCCCGGCCCCUGCGAUAAGUUCUGCGAUAAAUUCAAUCAAAACUUGUGAAAGGGAUAUUGAUCGAUCGAAGGUACUGAUAAUUAAUUUGUUCGUGGUUUUCUUUUGCAACUAUCAUCAUCUUAUCUAAAGGAAAUGGCUUCUUUGCCUCGAUAGGGCGGUUGUUUCCGAUUAAUAAACGAACCGUAAGAGUUCUGCAUUUGUCAUGAUUUCGCAUAAGGUCAAUGCUCCUAAGACCAUGUUAGUGUAUUGAUUUGUUUGUUUUGGUUGUGUAACGUGUUUGAGAUGAAAUAAAAUAUGAUUCAGAUAUAUAUCUUGUGUAGGCUGAGCACCGAUCGUGUAGGAGUCGGUAUUCAUCUUUCUCAUCUCCCAUAUAUAAUAUAUUUUCUUAUGAACGAGAGGCAUUAUAACAUCUUUAUUCCUUUUUCAAUUUUCAGGAUAAAGGAAUUAGUCUUACUUAAAAGAAUAUUUGUACAAUGGAAUCAUGAUAUACAGCACGCAUGCUCUCUCUCU